UCAGCAGGGACUUAGGUUUCAGGCUCACAGUUGUCUGAGUGAGAAGAGACGGCGUCAAUGGAUCUGGCUGUGGCCCUGGUGCUCUGUCUCUGCUCUCUGCUUCUCCUCUCACUCUGGAAACAGAGCUCUGGGAGAGGGAAGCUCCCGCCGGGCCCCACUCCUCUCCCGAUUCUUGGAAACAUCCUACAGUUAGAUGUUAAGAACAUCAGCAAAUCUUUAACCAAUAUCUCAAAAGUCUACGGCCCUGUGUUCACUGUGAAUUUUGGUGUGAAGCCCGUCGUGGUCUUGCAUGGAUAUGAAGCAGUGAAAGAAGCCCUGAUUGAUCUGGGAGAGGAGUUUUCUGGAAGAGGCAUAUUUCCAUUGGCUGAAAGAGCUAAUAAAGGAAAUGGAAUCAUUUUCAGCAAUGGGAAGGCUUGGAAGGAGAUGCGGCGCUUCUCCCUCAUGACCCUGAGAAAUUUUGGGAUGGGGAAGAGGAGCAUUGAGGACCGAACUCAAGAGGAAGCCCGCUGCCUGGUGGAGGAGUUGAGAAAAACCAGUGGGUUGCCCUGUGAUCCCACUUUCAUCCUGGGCUGUGCUCCCUGCAAUGUGAUCUGCUCCAUUAUUUUCCAGAACCGUUUUGAUUAUAAAGAUCCGAUUUUACUAGAUCUAAUGGAAAAAUUGAAUGAAAACGUCAGGAUUCUGAGCUCUCCAUGGGUUCAGGUUUGCAAUAAUUUCCCUGCACUUAUUGAUUAUUUACCAGGAAGUCAUAACAAAGUACUUAAAAAUGUUGCUGAUUUAAAAAGUUAUGUGUUGGAGAAAGCAAUGGAACACAAAGCAUCCCUGGAUAUUAACAACCCUCGGGACUAUAUUGAUUGUUUCCUGAUCAGAAUGGAGCAGGAAAAACAAAAUCAACAAUUGGAGUUUACUUUUGAAAACUUGACAACCACUGUAUUUGAUUUGUUUGGAGCUGGGACAGAGACGACAAGCACCACUCUGAGAUAUGGGCUCCUCCUGCUGUUAAAGCACCCAGAGGUCACAGCUAAGGUCCAGGAAGAGAUUGACCACGUGAUUGGAAGACACCGGAGCCCCUGCAUGCAGGACAGAAGCCACAUGCCCUACACGGAUGCUGUGGUCCAUGAGAUUCAGAGAUACAUUGAUCUGAUCCCUUCUAGUCUACCCCAUAUGGUGACCCAUGACGUUGAAUUCAGAAACUAUAUCAUCCCCAAGGGCACAGAAGUAUUAGUAUCUCUGACUUCUGUGCUGUAUGACGACAAAGUAUUUCCUAACCCAGGAGUGUUUGACCCUGGCCACUUCCUGGAUGAGAAUGGUAACUUUAAAAAGAGUGAUUACUUCAUGCCUUUCUCAGCAGGAAAACGGAUUUGUGCAGGAGAGAGCCUGGCCCGCAUGGAGGUGUUUUUAUUCCUGACAGCGAUUUUACAAAAAUUUACUUUGAAAUCUGUGGUUGACCCAAAGGACAUCGACACCACCCCAAUUGCCAAUGGGUUCGCUUCUGUGCCACCUCCUUACAAGCUCUGCUUCAUUCCUCUGUAAGAAGGUGUCUCCUAUGAUGUUGUCUUCAACUCCUUCUCAUCUGGGGCACUGGUCACUUCCUUCCUCUUCAUCUUCUGCCUAGGAAUGCCUUCUCAACCUCUUUUCUUGUUAUGGUGUAGUUUCACUGCAGAAAUGUACCUGCUAUUCUCCAUGUCCUGUAACAUUUUUAUUGGCCAUCACAUAUGCUAAUGCUUUAUCUAUUAUUGAGUAGCACUAUGUAGUCAAUACAAAAUAGAACAAGAUGAUUAGCAUAUGGCAAUGGAGAGUCAUUAUUCCAGUGCAUGUUCCUAAUAAAAGGUGUAAUUUGAUGAGCCAGUUCUCAGAGUUUCCUUAUGGUGUGCAUAAUACAAGUAAGAAAGGAAGGAAAGUAAUCCAAAGAAGUCAUGUUGGUCUCAUAGUGAUCAGCACAGAGGACUAGGGAGAUUAAGCAGGAAAGUUCUCUUGGCUGCAUGUCACCUAGAGUUACUUGAGGUUUGCAUUUGAAACUGAAAGAGAUUGUGUUCAGGUGUGCCUCAAUAGGAAAAUAUGAUAGUGAUAGUAAGGAAUUAAAGGAAUUAAAUCCAAAGUAAGCCACAGAAAACUACAAAUGAAAAUUAGAGCAGAAAUCAGUGAAAUUGCAAACAAGGAAUCAAGAUAAAAGUCAAUGAGACCAAAGCUAAUUCUUUGAAAGGUUGAAUAGAAUUGAUAAACCCAUAAGUAACCUAUUCCCCACUCCGAGAGAGAAGACACACAUUAUUAAUAAUCAUUGCUAAAAGAGGGACCAUAACUUUAAGUCCCAGAGCACUAUAAGGAUAAUAAGGGACUAUUAUGAAGCUGUAUGCCCACCAGUUUGAGAAGUUCAAUGACAUAGUUAAUUUCACACACAAUCUUUCAAAAUUCACACACGAAAGAGUAACAUCAGUAACAUGGCACAAUAGGAAGACUUGAAUGUUUCUUCUCCUAAUGGACACAUUAAUUCACAGAAACACAUGAAUAUAUUCUCUUUAUAAAAAUCCAAAAACUACUUGAAAGACUUCUGUACCCUUAGUGAAUGUGAACCUAGCCAUGUCAAAGCCAGAAAGAGAAGCAGAUCCUCUCUCACUACAACUACCAAGCCCAGCAAUGUGCCAUAUAACUGGGCAGGAAUCCCCCUCCCAGCUCUCAGCUUCCCCUUGAGGAGCAAAGGAGUUGCCAUGCACAUCUGGCAUUCCAACUUCUCACAGCUGUGGGGGAGCUUCAUGAGGAACUGGCCUCUGUGUUACUUUUCUUGGAGCAUUGAAAGGACUCAGCAAGCUGAAGACACCUGGGAGUUUCAAGAACAUAAGAAGCAGGCUGGACUAGCACACUAGCACACAGAUUUGAGAGACCUCCAGAAUCUCUGGCUGAGCUGAUUGGUGAAGUUCUUCUUCUCCAUGUGACUAGUCAGUGAAGACUGAAACUAGCUUUUGUCUAAUGUGCAAACAGUAAUGGAGAGAGUCAAGGAAAAUGUAGAAACAGGAGAUGUCUGAUUGACCUGAAACAUCAUUCAAAAUUAGUCAUGAAGUCGAUCACUGGGGUCUGGAGAACAGUAAAGAAAUGAAGUAGGAAUUUCAACAACAGGGCAGAAAAUUCAAAGGUAUGAAACAGAAAUCAUAGAGCUGAAGAGUACUUUUUGUAUUUAAAGAAAAUCAUUAGUGGAUGUAACAAUAGGCUAGAUCAGGCAGAACAAAAGAUCAGCAAACCUGAAGAUAAGUCAUUGGAAAUUAUUCAAUUGAGGGCAAAAAGAAAAAAGAAGGAAAAAGAAAAGGAGUUUAAGGGACUUAUAGAACACUAUCAAGUAGAUCAAUACAUGCAGUCAAGGAGUCAUAGACAGAGAAGAGAGAAAGAGAAAGGACCAGAAAACUUAUUAUUCCAGAAAACUUAUUGAAAUUAACAAUGGCAGAAAACUUUCCACAUCUGGGAGAGGAAGUGCACAUAGAAGGAAGGAGGUACCAAGUAGGACACCCCUUACUCAGGGAAUAAAGUGGUUACUCCAAGAAAGUGAUAGCUUUUUUUUUUCCCAGAGAUUUUUCUUUCUUUUUUUUUUUUUUUUCAUUUAAUUUUAUUAGUUGGAGGCUAACUACUUCACAAUAUUGUAAUGGUU
This is a messenger RNA of Cervus elaphus (red deer), 3631 nucleotides long. Its product is annotated as cytochrome P450 2C9-like. NCBI's taxonomy places the organism in Eukaryota, Metazoa, Chordata, Mammalia, Artiodactyla, Cervidae. Gene Ontology annotation, biological process: xenobiotic metabolic process. The record is from RefSeq and is a predicted model, not a curated record. Gene Ontology annotation, molecular function: oxidoreductase activity, acting on paired donors, with incorporation or reduction of molecular oxygen, reduced flavin or flavoprotein as one donor, and incorporation of one atom of oxygen; iron ion binding; heme binding. The coding region runs from base 58 to 1530 and encodes 490 amino acids. The transcript is spliced from 9 exons. Gene Ontology annotation, cellular component: cytoplasm; intracellular membrane-bounded organelle.